GAAUUCACGGUUCAUUUGGAUACUAUAACGUUGAAUUUGUUGUGGAUAUAAAUGUAUGUGGUUGACAUCCAUUCCUGGUCCAUUCACCGUUCUCGCUUCUGAUGAAUCAGCAGCUUGCAGCGACCUAUACCACAUAAAAAGUCUUGAAUAGGAACGCCAAUUCAACCAAAGUCUUGUCUCUUCUGUUUGUAUUCCAAUUCGCAAUGGGCGCCACAGGAAAUCUCAAAGCCACCCUUCCAAUUUCUGAGGAACCGGAAAGUCUUCCAACAGAAGAGACCCAAUUAAUUCCUGCAUCAUGUGCGCAAUUUCCAGGAUCCUUUGCUCCAGAUUUACGGAGAGAUAAACGAAGAGUAUCGAAACGUGGUGGAUUGAGUGAUCGUGUUUAUGUUUUCCUAACGGAUGGAUGGGGCGAUAUAACGGUUUGGAAAAGUGCUUUUAUAGAAUUUGUAGGAACAACAUGCCUAUGUUAUCUCUCUGCCUUUAUCAGCAUUUCAAUUCGAAACUCUGACACUACACAAGUUGCGGCAUAUGUUGGCGUUACCAAUAUCUUUCUUUUGACACUAUUCAUAUGUGCGCUCGCUCCAGCUUCUGGUGGUCACAUGAAUCCAAUCAUCACGUUUGCGACGGUCAUCACUGGACUUACCGGAUUUCCAAGAGGAGUCUUGUAUAUGAUAGGACAGACCACCGGCGCAGCACUUGCGGGAGGCUUGAUCAGAGGAAGUUUAGGAGAGCAGAGGACUUUGAUAUACAAUGGAGGAGGAUGUUUCCUUGAAACAACAAACGUCAGCGAAGGACAGGCUUACCUGAUCGAGUCAAUUUUGUCAUGUAUCAUGCUGAUCUUAUCGUUUGGCACUGCUCUUGAUCCCCGACAGGCACAGCUUUUUGGGCCACGCCUAGGUCCAUUCAUGGUUGGUUGUACAUUAGGCCUUGUUUCAUUUUCUAGUAUUAAUCUUGCACCUGGAUACCCGGGAGCGGGAUUGAAUCCAGCGAGAUGUUUUGCGUUUGCAGUUGCAAGAGGUAGCUUUGCUUAUCAAUGGAUUUGGUGGUUCGGUCCGGUCACUGGGGCUAUAAUCCAAAGCUCGGUGUAUCAUUUCGCCCCACCAUAUCAUAGGGAAAGGGUGGAUGGAAAGCCUUCAACAUGAUCUGUAGAGAAUCUGAGGAUGCCUUCUUUUGCACACAGUGGUCGGGUUAUGAGUGGCGAACUACCGUCUAGAACAGGGACUUGUGUAGAAAAUGCAUGACCAGGACGAACACCGGUGCCAACGGGGUAGAUCUUCUGAGGCCCAAACUUAAACCCUCAUCUUUUAAAUCAGGAGAUUGUAGAUUGUAUCGAGGCAGAGAGAAACGGGUGUUCAUAAAGAAUAGCAAUACUUUGAGGAACCCAUUUUUGAUACUUUAUAGAGGGACGAGAAAAGAAGCUGGAUUACAAUGAUAAGAGAGGGGAAGCAAGAUUUAUCAUAUCCCACUAAUACCGAAAUAUACCCGUGCCA
This is a messenger RNA of Botrytis cinerea B05.10, 1490 nucleotides long. RefSeq lists its product as hypothetical. Bases 204 to 1142 code for a protein of 312 amino acids. Gene Ontology annotation, cellular component: membrane. The record is from RefSeq and is a predicted model, not a curated record. Gene Ontology annotation, biological process: transmembrane transport. Gene Ontology annotation, molecular function: channel activity. Lineage: Eukaryota; Fungi; Ascomycota; Leotiomycetes; Helotiales; Sclerotiniaceae. The transcript is spliced from 5 exons.